Molecule: messenger RNA, 636 nt
Organism: Emiliania huxleyi CCMP1516
Lineage: Eukaryota; Haptophyta; Isochrysidales; Noelaerhabdaceae
Exons: 1
Coding region: 1-636 (211 amino acids)
Source: RefSeq, a predicted model, not a curated record
AUGUGGGUGCUGCCUGUUCUCGCUUUCCAGCCUGCUCCACGCGCGUCGUGUGCGGCCGUCGCUUCCGUCCCGCUUCCGUUCCGCGGUGGCGUCGUGCUCGCUCGUUCGCUGCCGCUGGAAGUGGAGGAGGUCGUUGCCGCAGCCUUCCGGAAGCAGUAUCCGCCAGCCAAGAUUGCCGCGCUGUGGACAGAGCUAAAGGCGUGCUUUGGGAGCGAAGAACUGGCACUUCAGGCGGUGCGCGAGAAUCCGCAGAUCAUCAACCCGUCCUAUACCGACCCGCCAAAGCUGCUCGCCCGCUCGAAAUCAUGUCUCGUUGAGAUCAUGUCAGAGGAGGAGGCGAUCGAGGUGAUGCUGAAGAACCCAGCGGUGCUGCAGUGUGGGCUCAGCCUCCGCUCGACACAGGCAGACGAGAUCAAGAGCUUCGCCAACUUGAGGUAUUACGGCGGCCGACUCGUUCCAAAUCCAACGGCUGCCCUCGCUGUCGUCGUAGCUGCGCUGUUCUACGUGGUAGCGGGCAGCUAUGUCGGGGACGUUGCCGCUCUCGACACGAUCAAGCCCGUGCUGGGAUUUGUCGGGGCCGGUCUGUUCGGAGCAACCCUGUACGGUGUGGCCAGCUCGAGCCGCAGAAAGUCCUGA